Glarea lozoyensis ATCC 20868 is the source of this 978-nucleotide messenger RNA. Its product is annotated as Metallo-dependent hydrolase. The coding region runs from base 1 to 978 and encodes 325 amino acids. Gene Ontology annotation, molecular function: metallodipeptidase activity. The transcript has a single exon. Lineage: Eukaryota; Fungi; Ascomycota; Leotiomycetes; Helotiales; Helotiaceae. The record is from RefSeq and is a predicted model, not a curated record. Gene Ontology annotation, biological process: proteolysis.
AUGCCUAGUGCCUGGUCAUUCAGCAUGGGACUCAAACUCACCUUUUGUUUAGCUGUCGAAUUCACACUCACUCAAAUCGAUCUCCUGAAGCGUUUGCAAUCAGCUUAUCCUGUCUUCUCUUUACCACCAAAUAGCACGACUGCUUUGGAGGCUUUUAGAGCCGGGCAGCUGAUUUCACCUCUUGCCAUUGAAGGACUUCAUCAAAUCGGAAAUUCGAUCUCAAACCUCCGCCUGUUCCAUACUUUAGGCGUGAGGUACGCUACUCUCACUCACAACUGCCACAAUAUCUACGCCGAUGCCGCCUUGCUUGAGCAAGAUCAUGGCGUAGUUGUUGCGGAGCCAAAGUGGGGAGGCGUCUCUCCUGCAGGACGAGACCUCAUUCACGAAAUGAACCGCCUUGGAAUGAUCGUUGAUCUCGCCCAUGUCAGUCAAGAUACUAUGCGCGACGUCCUCGGUGGGUCGGAUCAUUGGGAAGGAAGUGCUGCACCACCAAUCUACAGUCACUCUUCUGCCUACGCUUUAUGCCCACAUCCACGAAAUGUUCCAGAUGACAUUCUGCAUUUAGUGAAGAAGAAAAAUAGCGUUGUCAUGGUCAACUUCAGCCCAGACUUUGUAUCUUGUGUUGCAAAUUCGUCUGACCCAUCUGGGAUGCCAAUUUUCGACCCAUCCAACUCAACACUUGCCCAUGUCGUUCGACACAUCGUGCAUAUAGGGGAGUUGAUCGGAUAUGACCACGUUGGCCUUGGAAGCGAUUUUGAUGGAAUUCCAACCACGCCUACCGGCCUCGACGACGUUAGUAAAUUUCCAGACCUUGUCGCAGAGAUGCUCUCCCAGGGUGUCAGUGACAAAGAUGCGGCUAAGGUAGUUGGUGGAAACAUUUUACGGGUAUGGGGGGAUGUAGACGAGGUUGCUCAUAAGAUGCAGGCUGCUGGUGAAAAGCCUCUUGAGGAUGAACUACCUAGUCUGAGAUGGCUAUGA